GGGCGAGAGCUCCACCGCCCGCCGGGGCAGAGAGCCGCGAGAACCCGCUUCCGGUCUGGGAGUCCAGGUUGAAGCUCAUUGGCUCGCAGAGACGAGUGACAGGCCCCGAGCCAAUGGCCUUCCGCCUAGUACGACUGCUUCCGGUUGGGCAUCACACCCUCUCGUGUGGGUCGUGAGCUGCCGCCGUCCGGGGCUGAGGGGAACGGCGGGGUGCCCGUGUCGCCGCGGUCGCUCCUCGCCAGCCCUGCAGCUCGGAUUCUAACCCGAGCUCCGUGCGGGCCUGCAGGGGGCGGGACCGUCCGGCCCACCUCUGCCUCGGGUCCGCGCCCACCGGAGGUUACCCCACCUCACACCCGAGGCUGCAGCGGCACAGCGCACGCCCCCGGGCCGGCUCGACAGCGCUCGGGCCGGAGAGGCCGCGGCCGGGACUGCGGGUACCGAGGUGGCGGCCGGCAUGGCCGAGGAGCGCCGCGGGUCCUGGUUCGGCUUCGGUUUCUGCGGCUUCGGGCAGGCGCUGGGCUCGGGGCGCGGGCGCCAGGUGCACAGCCCCGAGCCGCUGCGGACACCGGGCGCGGGCGCCGACGUCCGCCGCGUGAGCGCCAGCUGGAGCUACACCGCCGUCGUGACCCGUGGAGGCCAGGUGCAGCUGUCGGGCGCGGCGGGCGGCGCGGCGGGCGGCUGCAGGGACGCGUGGGCCUCGGAGGCGCUCCUCGUGGUGCUGCGCGCCGGCCCGGAGCUGCAGGCCUGGGCGCCGGCUUGCGCGCUGCGCGGGGAGCCCCUGUGGACCCACACGCUGGUGCCGGAGGCCGAGGGGGCAGACGGCGCGGGCGCUGAGGCCCAGGCCGCGGCGCUGCCCCUGCUGCCCGGCGCGCGCGCCUACGUGAGUCCGCGGCCGCCCUUCUACCGGCCUCUGGCCCCGGAGCUGCGGGCGCGCCGCCUGGAGCUGGGCGCCGAGCACGCGUUGCUGCUGGACGAGGCGGGCCAGGUGUUCUCCUGGGGCCAGGGCAGGCACGGACAGCUGGGCCACGGGACUCUGGAGGCCGAGCCGGAGCCGAGACUGCUGGAGGCGCUGCAGGGCCUUCCCAUGGCCGAGGUGGCCGCCGGUGGCUGGCACUCCGUGUGUGUGAGUGAGACUGGGGAUAUUUAUAUCUGGGGCUGGAAUGAGUCCGGGCAGCUGGCCUUGCCCACCAGGAGCCUGGCAGAGGAUGGAAAGACAGUUGCAAGGGAAGCCAGCGGACUGAAUGAAGGUGGCCCCAGCGGGGGUGAGGACGGAGCCCCGGCCCCCUUCAUAGCCCUCCAGCCCUUCCCAGCUUUACUGGAUCUCCCUGGGGGCGCAGAUGCAGUCAAGGCCAGCUGUGGCUCCCGGCACACAGCCGUGGUGACAAGAACUGGCGAGCUGUACACCUGGGGCUGGGGUAAAUAUGGACAGCUUGGCCACAAGGACACGACCAGCUUGGAUCGGCCCCGCCGUGUGGAAUAUUUUGUAGAUAAGCAGCUCCAAGUCAGGGCCGUGAGCUGUGGGCUCUGGAACACGUACGUGUGUGCUGUGGAGAGAGGGGAGAGCUGACAGCCACGGCCAUUCUGACGGUGUGAGGUGAUCUCUCAUUGUGUUACGAUUUGCGUUUCCCUGAUGAUGAGUGAAGUGGAGCAUCUUUUCGUGUGUCUGUUGGUCAUCUGCAUGUCUUCUUUGGAGGUAGGCUGCCUUUUAGUUGGUUGUUUCCUUCACUGUGCGGAAGCUUUUUAUUUUGAUGAAGUCCUGAUAGUUUAUUUUUGCUUUUAUUUCCCUCGUCUCAGGAGACGUAUCUAGAAAAGUGUUGCUGCCGUGUGAGAGAGAUGACUGCCUGUACUCCCUUCUGGGAGUUUUAUGGUUUCAGGGCUCACACUUAGGCCUUUAAUCCAUUUUGAGUUUAUUUUUGUGUGUGGUGAAAGCAAGUGGUCCAGUUUUUUGUUUGGGGGUUUUGGGGUUUUUUUUUGCGUGUGGCUGUCCAGUUUUCCUAACACCAUUUGUUGAUGAGACUGUCUUUUUCCCAUUGGAUAUUCUUUCCUGCUUUGUCAAAGAUUAAUUGACCAUAUAAUUGUAGGUUUGUUUCUGGGUUUUCUAUUCUGUUCCACUGAUCUAUGUGUCUAUUUUUAUGCCAGUACCAUACUGUUGAUUACUACAGCUUCAUAAUAUAACUUGAAGUCUGGAAUUGUGAUACCUCUGGUCUUGUUUUUGCUUCUCAAAAUUGCUUUGGCUGUUCAGGAUCUUUUGUGGUCCCAUGCAAACUUUAGGCUUAUUCUAGUUCUAUGAAAAAUGCUGUUGGUAUUUUGAUAGGGACUGCUCUGUAUGUUAUCUUUAAGACUUAAUUUGUGGCCUAAUAUGUGGUCUGUUGUGGGGAGUGUCCCAUGUGCACCUGAGAAGAAUGUAUGUGCUGCUCUUGGCUGGAGUGUUGUGCAUAUGUCUGUCAGAUCCAGUUAGUUUACUGUGUGAUGCACGUCCUCUGUUUCCUUCUGUCUGGUUGUUCUGUCCGUUAUUGUGAGUGGGAUGUUGAAGUCUCCCAACUGUUACUGCAGAACUGGUUUCUCCCAGGAUCAUAGGGGAAGAGAGGAAAAAAUGAAACAAGACGAAACCAGAAGGGAGACAAACCGUAAGAGACUCUUAAUCUCAGGAAACAAACCGAGGGCUGCUGGAGGGGAGGAGGCUGGGGGAUGGGGUAAUGGGUGAUGGACACUGCGGAGGGUAUGUGUUGUAAUGAGCACUGGGUGUUAUGUAAGACUGAUGAAUCACAGACCUGUACCCCUGAAACAAAUAAUACAUUAUAUGUUAAUAAAAAAACUUGUUUCUCCCUUCAAUUCUGCUAGUUUUUGCUUCACAUAUUUUAAUGGUCAUUAGGUGUGUAAAUGCUGAUAAUUUUUAUAUUUUCUUGCUGUAUGGAGCCUUUUAUUAAUAUGUAAUGUUCUUUUUUGAGUCAUGUACCUUUUUUGAUUGAAAGUCUAUUUUGUCUGAUAUUAGUGUAGCUCCUACUCUCUUUUGAUGUCUGUUUGCUUGGAAUAUCUCUUUACAUCUUUUCACUUUCAGCCUGCGUAUGUCUUGGAUCUUAAGUGAGCCUCUUGUAGGCAGCAUACAGUUGUACAUGUGUUUUUAGCCAUUAUGCCAAUUGCGGUCUUUUUUAUUUUAUUUUUUUAAAGAUUUUUUAAAAAUUUAUUUAUUUGAGAGAGAGCAUGAGAGAGAGAGAGCACAUGAGAGUGGGGAGGGCCAGAGGGAGAAG
Molecule: messenger RNA, 3248 nt
Organism: Mirounga angustirostris (Northern elephant seal)
Lineage: Eukaryota; Metazoa; Chordata; Mammalia; Carnivora; Phocidae
Gene: RCCD1
Product: RCC1 domain containing 1
Exons: 9
Coding region: 455-1567 (370 amino acids)
Source: RefSeq, a predicted model, not a curated record